GAAACGCGGAAGCAGCGCGAGCGCAUUCCACGUCACUUGAGGUGGCUUUAGCUCGAGCGAGCCAGGCUUGUGACUUGAAAAUAUAGCGCUUUGACGCGAAACUCGCCGGAUGUGAUGCCACGGGCAUUGCGGCUUCACGCUCAAACUGACAGCGCAGCGGAUCUCGGCGGGCUGUAAACACGGGUUUCAUCUCAAGAGCGUCUGAACUGGUGCUCGAUUUAAAUGGGCGAAUCAGGGACACGCCGCUCCACCCUGGUCUCCAGGCUUCCCAUCUUUAGACGUAGCGUGAGAAAGAGGCAGGACUCGCUCCCCUCCUCGCCCUCCUCCGGUGGUGUGGGCAAUGGCGUCCACACUUCCUCUCCCUCCAGCACCAAUUCCAGCUCCAGCAGCACGGGCAAACGCCGCAGCCUCUUCCGCACACCGUCCCUCAGCUUCCACAGCAAAAGAAACAGCGACCCGACCCAGCUCAGCCUGGACAAUCGCAGCCAGGGCUCCGAUGCCACCUUUCGAGAAGGUUCCAUCACAAAGACGCGCCAUUCGUUCGGAUUCGGCGGGCACAAGAAGAAGAUCACCAGAUCUCAGACGGAAGACCUCGAGAAAGUGUCCACCAAUCGCAGCGUGUUUAUUAAUUGCAUCAGCUCAGGGACCAACGAGGGAGAUGAUUCUGGGUUCCUCGACGAUGUGAGCAGCAAGAGGUCUUCCAAACACAAAAAGCAGCUGCUGCCCAAGUCCUUAUCGGCUCACCAACGGUUUUCUAAGAACUCAUCUAAUGUCCCUGACAAGGGUAAAGGUCAGGAUGCUGUGGAAGAUCCUCCUAAAACUGGUACCCCGGGUUCUUGGCCUGGAGAACUUGCUGAGAGUUCUCUACAGUCGCCCAUGAUCUCAGAAGACCGCACCACGGCAAUAACACCAUCCGAUUUUGUUCAUGUUACCGAAGACUCCGUCUCGGAAGUGGACGCUUUGCCAGUCCCCAGUCCAGCCGCUCCGCCCGAAAACUUCAGCCAAGCUGUUUCUACCUCGCAGGUGUCCUUCACCCCAGCCCAGGCCAGCACGGAAAAGCACUUACUGCCAGAUACCAGCCACACAGCCAACACACAGUGCGAGAGCACCACUGCCCAUACAGAACCUGUAACGCUGCAAACAGUGCAAGAGCUGAACCCUAACACUAAUCCUGACCGGUCGGAGGCCAGUGAGCUUGAGCAAGCUCCAGAACUGAGCGAGGACAGCAGCUCCAAUCCAGAUGCCCGUGAGAGGCGGUCCAGGAACACCGUGCUCAUCCAGCAGGCAGGAAGAUCAUCAGGCCUGAGCAAACUGGAGACCAGGCCAAGUCACCUCAGAAAGCCACACACAGUGUCCAUGUGCAGCAGCGUGAGCCCAUACCAUGAGGUCAUGCGCAUGGAGAGACGUCUGCGGUCAGCCUCUGAGGGUGCAGGGGGACCCAGACUUCACCUCAAUCUCAGGGAUCCUCACUGCAUGGAGGGCAACACUUUAUCUAAGCAGAGAACCAGUUCCUCAUCUUCCAAACUGGGCAGCCUUGAUGUUUUGAAUAACCUUGGCUCAUCUGAGUUGGACGAGGAUGACCUGAUGCUGGAUCUCGACCUCUCUGAUGACCAGCGACCUCACCAUGAUCAGUGGUUCUCAGCCGGUUUUGCUUCAGGACCCAGAUUACACAUUGGACAAGUGGCGACCCAACAAACCUCACGGGAGGAUUCCAGUCAAUCCCUUGCAUCAUGCCUCAACUUGCUGCCUUCGCCCCUGGAGGCCUCCACCGAACGGACCCCUGGACGAGAUCCCAAGGAGCCCCCCCUCAGGGAGCAGCGACCGAUGUCCCUCUGUCUGUCUCGUGAUGAUGAACCUUUGCCCGGGCUGGAAAUGCUGCCGUUCAGGCUGAUGCAGCAGGACUGCACAGCGGUAAAGACUCUUUUGCUGCGGCUACGGAGGACCCUGCAGGAGAGCGCUGAGAUCAGUCCUGCCAGCAGCCUUCACUCUCUACCCAUAAGCCCCUGCAGUGAGAAAUCACUCCCCUUUAAGGAUCCUGGGAGAGAAGAGAACCAGAUCCUGCAGCAGCAGCUGAAGGAGAAAGACGAGCUCAUUGUACGACUUCAGGCUGAAUUGGAAUCCACCCGCUCUGCUCUGAAAUCUCUUUGCCAAAAAGCUGACAAAAGCACUCAGACAGAUUUCUUACUCUCAGAGUAAACAGAAGCAGCCCGCGCCGGCAGCACAAUGCAGGUCCUGUGCUGUCAGAGAGAACAAGACAAGGACUGUAAAGAAUCUUAUCUUCCCUAAAGCUGACAGCUGUUGGAGGGGCUCAAUAGGGGGGAAAGCCUUUGAAGUGUGUUCAGUUACUCCACACAUCAAAUCCAGCCUCCAUCAUGCCUCAUCAUCUAGAAACAAGGCUCAGACGAAACUCGCUGAACGGAGCGCCCCACCCUGUGCACCCGCUCUUACGUUGUCUUUCAACUCCUCUUGUUUCUCCUUCACAUCUUCACCGUCUCGUUUUUUUUCCCCCCUCUUACAGCCAUCCAUUUUGUUUUUAUAUUUUUCAAGAGUCUCUUUUGCAGGCCUGGAGAAUCGAUCAGCCUUUCUCCAUCGAUCACGGUUUCAUCACACAUAAACGUGGAGUCUUUUUCUGUAGCUGACAUUUUCUUUCUCUUAAUCCCCCCACAGAAGAACAGCGCUGUUCGGAUUGCUCUGCUAAUCGUCUACCAAACGAAUUAGCUGGUUACUGAGUUCAGCUAGGUUAUCUAGAUUUUCUUGUUUGUUGUUUGUUGGGUUUUUUUUUUGGCAAGGGGAUGAGCAAGGAUUCGCAACUUCUCAGAGGGGAUGUUUAGCAUGCUGAGAGUGCCUUAUGCUUUAAUGUGCUGUCAAAAGGCCUGUCAAAAAGCUUAUGUAACAAAUCUAUUAAGUUGAACAAUAACUUUCAGGGCAGUUACUGUCGUAAUUCAGAUCUGAUGUUCAUCUGCUGUGUUUGUGCUAUUAUGCAUAAGAUGUAGGUCUUCCUUUAUUUAUUUAUUUAUUUUUAUUUUUUUUGUAUGAAUGUUAAUGGUUUUGUACAGGGUUUAGUCUGUAUUAUCUCUCAAUACUUUCAAUUUUCAGAUUCAGCCUGCUCUGUUUGUAAUCGAGAUCUUCAGUUUAUCACAACCGUAUUGAUUUAUGGCUGAUAAUAUACAUGUUACCUGGAAUAUGUAAAUUUGCUGGAAUUUUUACAUUUACAUUGCAUUUGCUGUUAUCUAAUGCUCACUUACAUUUCAUCUAAAAAGCACAUAAUAAGUAUUAAAUAACAUAUUUAUAUAUUGAAAGAUCCAUUUAUCCAUUUUGUAUCAGUUAAUAUUCACUUGAAUUUAGAUUAAUUUACAUUUUUAAUUGAGAUGGUUUUCUU
Molecule: messenger RNA, 3379 nt
Organism: Puntigrus tetrazona (Sumatra barb)
Lineage: Eukaryota; Metazoa; Chordata; Actinopteri; Cypriniformes; Cyprinidae
Gene: ccser1
Product: coiled-coil serine-rich protein 1
Exons: 12
Coding region: 223-2196 (657 amino acids)
Source: RefSeq, a predicted model, not a curated record